AUGUAUAGGACCUGCGCUUGGUUAACACAGCUACGAUUACGAAAAUCAGCACUUCUUCACAAAUAUAGACUCAAACGCAAACCGUCUUUUCUCGAGCGCUGUGACUGUGCAUCAGCAGUGAAAGGUUCCAGGGAUGGAAGGAAGCAGCUUAACGCCUGGUAUAUAAGCCAGCUAAUAAUCUGUAGUGUUAUUGCCGUGGUGGCAUCACUGCCGGAGGGUUCACCGUCCACAUCUUACGGGACUCCCAGCGCAGGCUCUGGCUUCGGGAGCAGAGGCAGCGGAAGCAUCAGGGCAGGAACAAGCGGGCAUUUUGGCGGAGCUGGAGGAAUCCCAGUCGCUUCCGGAACAGCUUUCGGAAGUUCUUUUCAGGGGAUUCGGGGCUCAACUGGAGGAGGAUUUGGAGGUUCCGCGGGAAGAUUCGGAGGUAGCGGCGCUGGAGCUGGAGGGUACAGCGGACCUGUGAUUCCCAUCCUCAGAGACGACCGCCAGGGACCCGAUGAGUUCGGAAACUACUACUUCAACUUCGAAACUGGCAAUGGCAUCAGUCGACAGGAACAGGGCGCCCCUCAGGGACCAACUGGCGCCGUGGCCUCUCAAGGAGCAUGGUCCUUUGUCUUCCCUGACGGCACUCCUGCGAAUUUCGAGUUCAUUGCCGACGGAAGCGGUUACCGUGUGCAGUCCGACCUGCUGCCCACCCCCCCUCCCCUCCCCCCGCACGCCAUCGCCCAGAUCGAGAAGGCUCGUCGGGAGGAUGCCGCCGCUGCUGCUUCCGGCGGAGGAGGUGGUUACAGCGGGCAGACAGGUGCUAGCCAAUCAGGCUUUGGCUCCGGUCAGUUUAUAGGUUCUGGCCAGUCACAAUUUGCAGGUCCUUCUGGCUCAGGACAGCGAUUCUCUGGGUCCACUUUGUCACAAAGUCCCAGCACAUCCUAUGGCUACCCUUAG
Molecule: messenger RNA, 942 nt
Organism: Penaeus chinensis
Lineage: Eukaryota; Metazoa; Arthropoda; Malacostraca; Decapoda; Penaeidae
Product: pupal cuticle protein 20-like
Exons: 5
Coding region: 1-942 (313 amino acids)
Cellular component (GO): chitin-based extracellular matrix
Molecular function (GO): structural constituent of chitin-based larval cuticle
Source: RefSeq, a predicted model, not a curated record